UGGAGGUGGGUGCAGGCUGCGUGCGAGCUGAGCCCGGCUAAGGGGGGAACCUACAGACGGAAAAGAAGACUUGACUGCAAACAGAACCACAUUCUGCAUCGAAAUGGAACAAGCAGUUGGUGAGCCAAUGAGAGGCCAGGACGUGCAGACACAUUUAACCGAGGACCUUCCCAAAGCUAAGAAAUGCACAGUGAUUGGAGGCUCUGGAUUCCUGGGGCAGCACAUGGUGGAGCAGUUGCUGGCAAGAGGCUAUGCUGUCAAUGUAUUCGAUAUCCGGCAAGAGUUUGAUAAUCCCCAGGUGCAGUUCUUUCUGGGUGACCUCUGCAGCCAACAGGACCUAUACCCAGCUCUGAAAGGCGUAAGCACAGUUUUCCACUGUGCAUCACCCCCACCAGCCAGUAACAGCAAGGAACUCUUUUAUAGAGUGAAUUACAUUGGCACCAAGAAUGUCAUUGAAACUUGCAAAGAGGCUGGGGUUCAGAAACUCAUUUUAACCAGUAGUGCCAGCGUCGUCUUUGAAGGCAUCGACAUCAAGAAUGGAACCGAAGACCUCCCCUAUGCCGUGAAACCCAUUGACUACUACACAGAGACUAAGAUCUUACAGGAGAGAGUAGUGCUGGGCGCCAAUGACCCUGAGAAGAAUUUCUUCACCACAGCCAUCCGCCCUCAUGGCAUUUUUGGCCCAAGGGACCCCCAGUUGGUCCCCGUCCUCAUUGAGGCAGCCAGGAACGGCAAGAUGAAGUUUAUGAUUGGAAACGGGGAGAACUUGGUGGAUUUCACCUUCGUGGAGAACGUGGUGCAUGGACAUAUCCUGGCUGCAGAGCACCUCUCCCAAGACACAGCCCUGGGCGGGAAGGCAUUUCACAUCACCAAUGACGAACCCAUCCCUUUCUGGACGUUCUUGUCCCGUAUCCUGACAGGCCUCAACUACGAGGCACCCAAAUACCACAUCCCCUACUGGCUGGCCUACUACCUGGCAUUCCUGCUGUCCCUGCUGGUGAUGGUGCUCAGUCCGGUCAUCCGGAUCCAGCCCACCUUCACCCCAAUGCGGGUUGCGCUAGCUGGGACCUUCCACUACUUCAGCUGUGAGAGAGCCAAAAAGGCCAUGGGCUACCGGCCACUGGUCACCAUGGAUGACGCCGUGGAGAAGACCGUGCAGAGCUUUCACCACCUCCGGAAGAUCAAUGACCUUGAGGAAGUGGUAGGAAGAAACAAGCCAUUUGAUAACAGAGAUGAAGAACCAUCUCCACGCAAACCGAUACUAGAGCGAAGCCACCAUACCUGUUCAAGUAACUGAGUCUUAAAAAUACCCUAGAAGGAAGCAGACAUUGUAAACACAGGGGCGGGAUUUCAAAUGUACCCCCCAGUCCCUGGGAUUAAAAAAAGAUUGCUGGUUGUUCAACUCCUUAGGCUUCCAAGUUCUCUUUCAGGAACUGUUGGUGCACCUGCCUACACUG
Propithecus coquereli (Coquerel's sifaka) is the source of this 1457-nucleotide messenger RNA. It is a transcript of the gene NSDHL, whose product is annotated as NAD(P) dependent steroid dehydrogenase-like. Gene Ontology annotation, biological process: steroid biosynthetic process. NCBI's taxonomy places the organism in Eukaryota, Metazoa, Chordata, Mammalia, Primates, Indriidae. The record is from RefSeq and is a predicted model, not a curated record. The transcript has 9 exons. Bases 104 to 1297 code for a protein of 397 amino acids. Gene Ontology annotation, molecular function: 3-beta-hydroxy-Delta5-steroid dehydrogenase (NAD+) activity.